CUCAGGCAGCGCGGUUGCGCGCCGAGUCAUCGAUCGGCCGACCCCGAGAGGCCUGGCUCCUUUAGGCCGCCUGCCCGCCUCCAGCUCUCGGGGUCCGCUCCAGGCGGGGCCCUCAAGAGUGGGGCGGGCGCUCAUAUUCCAGAGCCCCACCGGCAGGGCGGCCACGGUGGCGGGGUUGUUUCCUCGUUUCGCCUCAGCAACCCCUCGGCUCCGGUAAUAGCCGGUCCGGAGUCGCAGCCGUUUGGGGCGGGAGCUGUUCGGUCCCGCCGCCGUCCCCGUCGCCGCCUCCGGGUCCAGGCCCCACGGGCCGCCUGCCGCCGUCAUGAGGCUGCGGGUGCGGCUUCUGAAGCGGACUUGGCCGCUGGAGGUGCCCGAGGCAGAGCCGACGCUGGGGCAGUUGCGCGCGCACCUGAGCCAGGCCCUGCUGUGCACCUGGGGGUACAGUUCUGAUACCCGAUUUACAAUUACAUUGAACUACAAGGAUGCCCUCACUGGAGAUGAAGAGACCUUGGCUUCCUAUGGGAUUGUUUCUGGGGACUUGAUAUGUUUGAUUCUUCAAGAUGACAUUCCAGCGCCUAAUUUACCUUCAUCCACAGAUUCAGAGCAUUCUUCACUCCAGAAUAAUGACCAACCCUCUUUGGCCACCAGCUCCAAUCAGACUAGCAUACAGGAUGAACAACCGAGUGAUUCAUUCCAAGGACAGGCAGCCCAGUCUGAUGUUUGGAAUGACGACAGUACGUUAGGGCCUAGUCAAAAUUUUGAAGCUGAGUCAAUUCAAGAUAUUGAGGAUAUGGCAGAGGGCACAGGUUUCUAUCCCUCAGAACCCAUGCUCUGUAGUGAAUCGGUGGAAGGGCAAGUGCCACAUUCAUUAGAGACCUUGUAUCAAUCAGCUGACUGUUCUGAUGCCAAUGAUGCCUUGAUAGUGUUGAUACAUCUUCUCAUGUUGGAGUCAGGUUACAUGCCUCAGGGCACCGAAGCCAAAGCACUGUCCAUGCCGGAGAAGUGGAAGUUGAGCGGGGUGUAUAAGCUGCAGUACGUGCAUCCUCUCUGCGAGGGCAGCUCCGCUACUCUCACCUGUGUGCCUCUGGGAAACCUGAUCGUUGUAAAUGCUACACUGAAAAUCAACAAUGAGAUUAGAAGUGUGAAAAGAUUGCAGCUGCUACCAGAAUCUUUUAUUUGCAAAGAGAAACUAGGGGAAAAUGUAUCCAAGAUAUACAAAGAUCUUCAGAAACUCUCUCGCCUCUUUAAAGACCAGCUGGUGUAUCCUCUUCUGGCUUUUACCCGACAAGCACUGAGCCUACCAGAUGUAUUUGGGUUGGUCGUCCUCCCGUUGGAACUGAAACUACGGAUCUUCCGACUUCUGGAUGUUCGUUCCGUCUUGUCUUUGUCUGCAGUUUGUCGUGACCUCUUUACUGCUUCAAAUGACCCGCUUCUGUGGAGGUUUUUGUAUCUGCGUGAUUUUCGAGACAAUACUGUCAGAGUUCAAGACACAGAUUGGAAAGAACUGUACAGGAAGAGGCACAUACAAAGAAAAGAAUCCCCCAAAGGGCGGUUUGUGAUGCUCCUGCCAUCGUCAACUCACGGCAUUCCAUUCUAUCCCAACCCCUUGCACCCUAGGCCGUUUCCUAGCUCCCGCCUUCCUCCAGGAAUUAUCGGGGGUGAAUAUGACCAAAGACCAACACUUCCCUAUGUUGGAGACCCAAUCAAUUCACUCAUUCCUGGUCCUGGGGAGACGCCCAGCCAGUUCCCUCCACUCAGACCACGCUUUGAUCCAAUUGGCCCACUCCCAGGACCUAACCCCAUCUUGCCAGGGCGAGGCGGCCCCAAUGACAGAUUUCCCUUUAGACCCAGUAGGGGUCGGCCAACUGACGGCCGCCUGUCAUUCAUGUGAUUGAUUUGUAAUUUCAUUUCUGGAGCUCCAUUUGUUUUUGUUUCUAAACUACAGAUGUCAACUCCUUGGGGUGCUGAUCUCGAGUGUUAUUUUCUGAUUGUAGUGGUGAGAAUUGCACUCCCAGAAGCCUUUUAAGAGAUAUAUUUACAGCCCUAGGGGUGGUGUGACCCAAAGGUUCCUUUGUGGCAAGGUUGGCCUUGGGAAUAGUUGGCUGCUGAUCUCCCUGCUCUUGGUUCUCCUCUAGAUCGAAGGUGGUUUUCUGAUGCUGUUCUUACCAGAUUAAAAAAAAAGUGUAAAUGA
This is a messenger RNA of Chlorocebus sabaeus (green monkey), 2191 nucleotides long. RefSeq names its product F-box protein 7 (gene FBXO7). Lineage: Eukaryota; Metazoa; Chordata; Mammalia; Primates; Cercopithecidae. Gene Ontology annotation, biological process: positive regulation of autophagy of mitochondrion. The record is from RefSeq and is a predicted model, not a curated record. Gene Ontology annotation, molecular function: protein kinase binding.